AUGACUGUCUACUCCAUUUUGGUUCUUUUCGCACUUGCCACUGUAACCUGUCACAACAUGAAACCAUUCGACGUCAAUGAGCCCCUGUCUUUGACGAUAUCUCCUAAAGUUUGGAGUCUUCUUGAAACAAAAGCUGUGGUUAUAGAGAAUGCAGUAAAGUCAAUAAAAAUUCCGGAUUUCGGUAAAAGGAACUGGGCACGUAUGGGGAAAGUCUCUAACAUGAAGAUCACAAAGUUCAAGGUACCCAAAUUUGGUGUUUCAUUUGAGAACAUGAACGAUGGAGUGCAUAUCAAGAUAAAAGGAGUACAACUAGAAGUAUGCGGAAAAGCAAAAUAUAGGUUACUUUUCGUAACCUCCAAAACCAAAAAUGUGGCAAUAACGAGCAACCUGGAUGCUGAUGCAAAACUGAAGUGGAGGGAUUUCAUUUUCAUUCCAGAAGUUAAAAUAAAAACAAACUUGAAAACUAAACUUUCUGGAAUUUUGCUGAAGAUUUUUAAGCCCUCCGACAAGAAGAUAUCCCGCGUAAUCGACAGAGCGCUGGAGAAAUAUGCUGAGAAAAUAAUAGUGGAAGAGGUUAAUCCCCAUUUGCAAGAGUUCAAGAAGAAGAUAGAAGCUGAAGGCUUGAGAAGUUAUACCGUGCAGCUGUCAGUUCAGAGAAAUUCCCUUCAUGUUUCCAUCAAACCAAAAAGUGCAGGUAAUGUUAUCACUCCGCUAAAUCCGAUCAAUAACAUGGUCUGCUUGAAUGCGAAUAUGCUGGCUCUUAUAAACGGGAUCCAUGGAAGGAAGAAGAGGGAUUUGAGUAGGAACCACACUUGGGUCAGUCGCGGAAGUUCCUCAAGGUUCCAGAAUAGCAAGAAAAUCGAUGUCACCUGCUUAUCGCCAAAACUUGACUGUGAAUUGUCCAAACUCACAUGCUCACUUUGCUCGGAUAUUGAUAUCAAGUACACUUCAGGAACUGUGGAUGAAUUUCAUAAUUGUUUGCCAAAGUUACCGUUCUAAUCGUAAGUGAAAUGAAUGUCUGUGCAGCAAUGUUUCGUAAAAUAAUGCCGU
Messenger RNA from Cylicocyclus nassatus, 1050 nucleotides. The record is from the annotation of a GenBank genome assembly. NCBI's taxonomy places the organism in Eukaryota, Metazoa, Nematoda, Chromadorea, Rhabditida, Strongylidae.